CAUCCGAUCCCUCCCCGUUCAUAUCGACCAACCAGUGCCUUGUUCCCCGUCUGCGCUGCAGGCCGAACGCCGACAGUCGUUAUGUACACGUUCGGUUGUAUUUUUACUAUUCUUCUGUUGUGCCGGUUCGGUUUAUCAUCCUAUGAGAUUAGCGAUGAAAUUUUGUACAAAGUUAGGUGGAGUUUCAGUAAGGACGGAUCAGAGGAUCGCCCGUUGAGUCAGAAUAUCUUAAUUAGCACGAGUGCGGGUGAAAAGUUCGAAUGUCUCGUACCAAUUGCUCAAGAGUUUCCCGAAGUUAAUCAACUAGAUUCUAAUGCAACUGCGAAUGAAGAAGUGCUUUUAGAACAGCUCUUUGAGGCGCGACCGUGCAGCACAAGAGCGGAGUUUUACUGGAGUUAUGAAUUAUGUCACAAGAAUUAUGUUCGUCAGUUCCAUGAGGAACUCUUACCAGAUAAGAUAACAAAGAGUAGCAAAACGCAGGAGUACUUUCUCGGUUAUCAUAAAAAAGGUAUGUAUUUGCUGUUCGUUGAACGUUUUCGAAUUUUAGAAAUUUCCGCAGGUUCCCCACAUUCUGCAUCGCGACCGGGAAUUCUGCUGGGUGGUUCUUCGUACCCGUACUACGUCGUCAAGUUCGUCGAUGGAACACCAUGUGACCUGACUGGCGAGCGUCGUCUCACCUCAGUUCUAUACAUUUGUCUCGAAGAUGAAGAUGGGAGGAUUAUCCAGGUCUCUGAGGUAGAAUCCUGUCAGUACCAAGUGGUGUUUGCGACAAGAUACUUGUGCUCACACCCGGCAUACCGGCUUCCGAAGCGUCCUGUAAAGCCACUCUCGUGCGCACCCCGAGAAGGAGCUGUAGCUAAACCGGUUUCCCUCAUGGAAUUCGAAAAACAACAAGAGCAGUUGUCACAGCAUGGUAUCAGCAACCUGGCGGCGCUCUUUGGAAACGUUGCACUGAAGAAUAUCAGAGUGGAAGCGAACCGGAGAAACAACCUGAUUGUGUACCGCAUCCGAACUAUUGAUACCGAUGAAAGCAAUGAGACCGAUGAAGAUACCAUGAGUCAAGAAGAUACUUCAUCUUCAGAUGGGGAUUCUGCCAAUCGAGGUGAUACGGGUAAAGCGGCAGAACCGACAAGCAAGCCGACGAUGCCUGGCAGUGCAUAUCGCACACGUUUUCUAGAGUUUAUUAGUGGAAAAUUCUGCCUCCAAGGACGGGCAGCUGGUUGGUGGCAGUACGAAAUUUGCUUGAGAAGUAAUGUCACUCAGUAUCAUGUUAACAACCAAGGCAAACGUGCGCAAGUGAUUGUACUGGGUCAGUGGGACCCAGCUGCGCAUGAAAGAUGGUCAACAAAACAGGCCCAAAAUUCGAUUUCACAUGUACGCUCCUCGGCCGAAGGUGUCAAUCUCUUCUACGGCAAUGGGGAGUUUUGUGAGCUGAUUGGACAGGUGCGGGAGACUGUUGUUAAGCUUAGAUGCAACACAGCUGCCAAUGGGAUCCACUUGUCGUUCACUGAGCGAACUGAUUGUCGUUACACUGUGUUGGUCGAAAGUUCGGCGUUCUGUGAACUGACAACAGAUGAGAUAAAGUCCCUCGUCUACUGACUUUCAUAGGACACCUGUUUUAUAACUUCGGGAACGGGUAUAGUUCGCGGAUUAUCACCCCGGAUAUUCGCGCUUUCAUCUGGCACUGGUCACCUGUGAACCUUAUUAUUCUAUUUUGUAUCAUCAUUGUUUAAUCUACCACCUUACGUGAUGUGCCCUGCUGUUUUCAUGAAGUUACCAGCUUCCUGCAAAUACCUGCAAUUCUAGUUUACUAGGUACAACGAAACAAUAAAGACUACACGAAGC
Opisthorchis viverrini is the source of this 1845-nucleotide messenger RNA. RefSeq lists its product as hypothetical. The coding region runs from base 82 to 1599 and encodes 505 amino acids. The transcript has 10 exons. Lineage: Eukaryota; Metazoa; Platyhelminthes; Trematoda; Opisthorchiida; Opisthorchiidae. Gene Ontology annotation, cellular component: endoplasmic reticulum lumen. The record is from RefSeq and is a predicted model, not a curated record. Gene Ontology annotation, biological process: retrograde protein transport, ER to cytosol; endoplasmic reticulum unfolded protein response.